Molecule: messenger RNA, 342 nt
Organism: Batrachochytrium dendrobatidis JAM81
Lineage: Eukaryota; Fungi; Chytridiomycota; Chytridiomycetes; Rhizophydiales
Exons: 3
Coding region: 1-342 (113 amino acids)
Biological process (GO): axoneme assembly
Cellular component (GO): axonemal microtubule
Source: RefSeq, a predicted model, not a curated record
AUGACUGCUCAAGCUACUCUCGACAAACUAGAUGCUACAUUGAUGACUUCAAAAACAGUUGUUUCUAGUUGUAAAAGUACUGAAACUGCUACUCGCAAUGCGUUGCGUACUUCUGAUGUUUACGCGACGAUGGGACCAUUGCCUCAACGGUUCGAAGAGCCAGAUACAUGGAACUACAAGAUCAAGAAACAAAAUCCACUUUAUACAACUACUACAAACCAGUAUGGACAGCAACAUCCUACAAUUCAUGAUAUGCCAACUGUGUUUCGAGGUCAAACAUCAAAAUUCAGCGAGCACUUGAAUAUAUCUGGUCCUUAUCGCAACUUUUCUCUUAAUAUCUGA